Messenger RNA from Patella vulgata (common limpet), 2906 nucleotides. Its product is annotated as 5-demethoxyubiquinone hydroxylase, mitochondrial. Gene Ontology annotation, biological process: regulation of reactive oxygen species metabolic process; ubiquinone biosynthetic process; determination of adult lifespan. The transcript has 7 exons. The record is from RefSeq and is a predicted model, not a curated record. Gene Ontology annotation, molecular function: 3-demethoxyubiquinol 3-hydroxylase activity. NCBI's taxonomy places the organism in Eukaryota, Metazoa, Mollusca, Gastropoda, Patellidae. The coding region runs from base 122 to 757 and encodes 211 amino acids. Gene Ontology annotation, cellular component: mitochondrial inner membrane; nucleus.
GAAAAGUAUUUAACGUAAUUCAUUUUCUGCGGAACUGAAAAGAUGUCAGCGCCCUUCAAAGAGCACAAAGCAGACGAAUUGUUAUGAAACUUGAGACAUAUUGAAUCUACUAUCUGUCGAGAUGAUUCGUAUUAGACCAAGUUGUCAAAUCAUAGCUUGUCAACUCUGUUCAACUUCCAGUACGUCAAGGACUACCUCUAAUACUUGUAAAACCACGUCUCUAAAAGAAAGAAGAACUAGAGUUAAGUUAGAUAGGAUUAUUCGUGUUGAUCAUGCGGGUGAAUUAGGGGCUGAUAGAAUAUACGCUGGACAAUUAGCUGUUCUUGGAAACACAGCAGUUGGGCCAGUCAUUAAGAAAAUGUGGGAAGAAGAAAAAGAACAUUUAAGAAAAUUUGAAGAAUUAAUGGUUGAACAUAGAGCUAGACCAACUGUUCUAUUACCGAUAUGGAAUGUGGCUGGAUUUGUUCUUGGUGCUGGGACAGCUUUAUUAGGAAGAGAAGGAGCUAUGGCGUGUACAGUAGCUGUAGAAGAUGUUAUUGGUGACCACUAUAAUAGUCAAAUUCGUGAAUUAAUGGAGGAUGAUCCUGAAAAGCACGCUGAAAUAUUAAAGACAAUAAAGAAAUUUCGUGAUGAUGAACUUCACCACCAUGAUACCGGUUUAGAACAUGAUGCCGAAAACGCUCCAUUUUACAAAGCUUUAACACAAGUGAUAAAAAUUGGUUGUCGAGGAGCAGUAUGGAUCUCGGAAAGGAUAUAAACUUAAGCUGUGAUCCAUCGUAAAGACUAUCAGCUAUAUCUGAUAUGUGAAGUGCUUUUAGAUUUGGGCUCUCAUUUCAAAAUUUUCAGAACUAGCAAAAUUGAUUGAAAUGGCAGCCUUAAUUAUCAUUGUCAUCCAUUUGUGAAAUCACGGAGACAAAGAAAGAUAAAACGAAUCAGCAGUGAAUAUUCGCUUGACCGCUAAUAUCGCUGAAAGGGAUGACAUCAGGGCAAGUUAAUUAGCUCUCAGUAUUAACUUGUUUUCUUUUGCAAUUUUGUAAAUUAUCAAGAAAAAACAAUUUUUUAAAUUAGUAAAAUAAACAAAUCUUCUACGUAGUGUAAAUGGGAACAUAAAAUAGUACGAGGCGUAAAAUGAGUAAAAGUCACCAAUUCUGUCCGGACUAGUUUGUGUUACUACGUCCGAUUUAACACACGUGUUAUAUAUCAACGCUGUAUGAUGUGAUGUCACAUGUAGACGUGAACUUAUAAAGAUCAGUCAUCUGAAACAGAGUUAAAAGAAGGCUUUAGCAAUACCACUGUGAAACAGAUUGAAAGAAACACUUUUUUAAAACUUAUUACCAUUGCAUUUUAUAUGCGUGUGUGACACGUAAUCUUUUCUGAGAGAACAUUAAUUCCAUUAUCUAAUUAAAGUAUAGAUCUAUAUUUCGUUCAUUUUUUAUACUUUCGAUGGCCGGUUGUAGUGGGAGGUCGUGUCAGGGGUCAUACAAAUGACUUGAUUCCAUCAGUCAUUCGAUUAACCAAUCCCAGUCGAGUGUAACCCAAGCUAAUUAAAAUACAGAUCUAUAGUUCGUUUCAUUUUUUAUACUCUCCAUGGCCUCCACUACAUUAAGAUCUGACCAGUUGUAGUGGGAGGUCGUGUCGGGAGUCAUAUGAGCGUAUUUUUACCAUCAGUGUUUUAAUUGGGUAUUCGGAAAUACAACUUUUGCUUUGAUUUGUUUUCUAUCUUUGUGAAUGUCUACCCAUAGUUCCUUGUGCCAGACGACAAGAACUUGACUCAACAGACCAUUUGAUUGGCUAAUCCCUCACAUCCACCAGAAAGCAGGUUAAAAAAAACUCUUCCAUAUCCUAGUGUAAUAAAGACAAUUAAAACAAAAUUUUGAACUACAAAAAACAAAACGAAAUAGGAUCUGUGUUUUAAUCCGAUUGCCACCAGCUUGUUAUACAGAUCACUAUAAAUAUAAAUCAUGUUUAUCUAUAAUUGUAUCGUAUUGAAUGUAAGAACGUUUUGAUAUAACAAACAGAAUACAGCAAUCUAUUCAUAUUUUAUUAGUAAAAAUCUUAUGAAUGCAAAUUAUUAUUUAUUAUGAAUAAUGGUCUUGAAAUAAUGCCACACCAAUCUGAUUUUUGUUUCUUCUGGAAAACGUGAAUAUUUUUCUUUUUAUUUCUUCGGGAAAAAAUGAUUAAUUUAACAAGCAAAAAAACUUUGUUCCACUGUUCAAAAGCUUUUAAUCUAAAAUGUUUCAGUUUUGAAAUUUUAAUGUGAUUCAAGUGGUUAUUUAUAUAUUAUGACAUCGAAGAACAAAACAUCAAGUUGGUGUGACCUAAAGCUGAUCAGUAAAAAUAGCUUUAAGAUGUUAUAAUUAUAUAUCAGAAUAAUUAUAAUUAGAUAAAUCAGAGGGAAUACUGUAUAUCGUCAAGCUCAAACAAAAAUUGACUAUGUCAUUUGUGAAAACAAAUACGGCAGACAUAAUCAACGGUCCAAAUUGGUUAUAUUUUAGACCGAAUGACAGUCUGGUGCCAGACGUAAUAAACGGUCAAAUUGGUUAUAUUUUAAACCCCAAUAACCCCGAAUGACUGUUUGGAGAGAAAUGUUACAAGAGGCCAUCCUAAUUUGGUCUGUUGAUCAUAUAGAAUGUGAUUCAGGCUUCAAAUAAAAUUUCUGUACACAAUGUUUUGUGUUCUUUAUAAAAUAUGUUAAAAAUGACUUGGGCAUUAUUUACGUUACCAUGACGAUAUGUAAACAGUGUUCAUUAUUAAAUGUGUUAAAAAUAACUUGGGUAUUAUUUGCGUUAGCUUGACGAUAUGUAGACAAGUGUUAGAUUAGAUUUUAAAACAAAUCAAUAAAAUAAACAUGUGGUUAUAAUGUACUACGAUAACAUACUAAAUAAAUAACGAUAACUUUCUAAUAA